AUGAGCGCCAAAGCACCAGAUAGCCCUCAGUCUACGCACUCCAGCUCUUUUGAGCCCGUGGACUUGCUCACAACGCCUCAAUCUCUUGCCCGGGCCGUCUAUGCUCGGCGCGCCGAAUAUGUUCGGCCGCACAAGAUAAGAGUCAAGAUUGGCACCUGGAACGUCGCAGCCUGUACAGGGACGGACAAGGACCUUGCAAGAUGGUUCGUUGAUGGGGAAGGCAUUGACAAACACUUUGCGACCUUGGAUUUAUCUCGAAACUCGGCCGUUGCGCACGAUCUUUCUGCUAGCGAUGAGCAAGAUCCCGACGCAGUCCGUCUUCUAGGCGGCAACGAAAUUGGGCUCUAUGUACUCGGCUUACAAGAAGUUGUUGACUUGAAUUUGACCAAGGAGUACAUGAACCGGGCCGUCAAUAUCGACAACUCUCCGACGGGCAAGUGGCAAGCUGCGCUCGAAGCCGCCAUGCCCCCAGGAUACGAACUUGUCAUGUCAGAGCAAAUGACCGGCUUGCUACUACUGAUUUAUGCGUCUCCCGAGAUUGCCCCAACCAUCACGAACGUCAGCACAAAACAGGUCGGGACCGGUCUUCUAGGUUAUUUUGGUAACAAAGGAGCCGUCACGUCCCGACUUGUUCUGGGUGAAACGACACGAAUGGUAUUUGUCAACUGCCAUCUAGCUAGUGGCGCUGGCUCCAGCUACUUGGAUCGAAGGUGCUGGGACGUUGACCAGAUUCUUACCAAGACGAAAUUCGACUCCGUGGUACAUGCUGGCGUUUCCGAGGACGAUGGAGAGAUGAUUGGCGAAGAGGACUUUGCAUUUUGGUUCGGAGAUUUGAACUUUCGGCUCGACGGGCUUCCUGGAGAUGACAUUAGAAGACUGCUUACAUUACACACAAGAGGGGAGUACGGUCUGUCCGGGGACAAGACUCCACGACCGCCGGAAGGAGACGGCGUGAUUGUAAUGAGAAGUUCCGAAAGCGAUGACGAUACCACAAUUAAGUCUUCAGUUCACUCACGAGAGCAGAGUUUCGAUUCCGAGACUACACUUCCAGAUCCAGACGAUUUCCCAGAGGAUCCCAGUCAGGACCCAACAUCCCUUCAAGCGACCCUGGACUCACUCCUUCCCCACGAUCAGCUUCGGCGGAUGAUGGUACAGCGCAAAGUAUUCCACGAUGGCUGGAGGGAAGGUCCUAUUACAUUCCUACCAUCAUAUAAAUACGAUGUUGGAACAGUCGGGCUCUUUGAUUCUAGUGAAAAGCAACGAGCUCCGAGUUGGUGUGACCGGAUCUUGUAUCGAACGCGAAAGGACAAGCAAGACUUUGAUGCCAAAGCAGCAGAAGAGAUGGCGGUGAAGAAACGGGAUGAGGAAAUGAAGUCCAGAGGAAUGGACCAAGACGACGAUGUGCUUUUCAGCUACGAUCCCCAGACGGACGGCGAUGAGCAGCCAGAAACAGCAGGGUAUGACUAUGAUGAAUACGACGAAACCGAAGACAAUGACCUCAAGGAAAUUGUAACCAAGGAAGGAUAUCUGGACCGAAUCUCGCUGGAUAUUUACACAUCACACCAACGCAUUACAUCGUCAGAUCAUAAACCCAUAAUAUCUGUCUUUUCUCUCGAAUACGAUGCCGUUGUGCCAGAGUUAAAAGCAAAAGUUCACGCCGAGGUUGCGCGAGAGCUCGACCGGAUGGAAAAUGAGGGUCGCCCGGCUAUAACUGUUGUAAUGGAAGGCGGCAAUUCAGCCAAUGAGAGUGUUGUCGACUUUGGUGAUGUCAGCUUUUUGAAGAGGUUGACGUGCGUUGUUACGAUCGCGAAUACUGGAAGCGUGUCCGCAAGCAUUUCGUUUGUCGAGAAGCCCACAACAGAUGAAGGCGACUCAACUGCAUUAGCAUGGCUGACCUCGACCUUUAUUCGACCGGAUGAUGAUGAGGCCGCUGAUUUAAGCAAAUUGGUUACCUUGGAGCCAGGAGAAACGGUUCUGGCACAUAUUCAAGCCCAGGUGUCAAGCAUUUCUCAUCUUCGUGCUCUGAAUGAUGGACAGGCCAGCCUGGAGGAUGUUUUGGUGCUUCGUGUCGAAGGAGGUAGAGAUCAUUUCAUUCCUGUCAAGGCGGCUUGGCAACCCACCUGCUUCGGAAGGUCCAUUGACGAACUCAUCAGAGUGCCUGACGGAGGCAUACGAAAGUUUCUGGCAGAGAAGGAUAUCAAAGGAGCCAUCCCCUAUGAUUCUGAAGUUCGUUGCUCAGCUCCAACGGAAUUCUUCAAGUUGACAGAGGCCAUUCAGACCAUGGUGGAAAGAUGUGUUGCUGAUGAAGCAAUGCUGGAAUCCAUGAAUCUACCUCGUGAGGCCGGUUGGCCAUUUGACGCGACUACUUGGACAGCCGGUGUGGCAGAGCAAGAUGAGAUAAAAGCAGAUCUUGUUGCCGCUUUGGAUAACGACCUACCCAUUGCUGACGCCUUACCAGUUGAGCUGACUUCUCCACACAAGCUUGAACUGCUGUCGUCGCUGUUGCUUUUAUUUUUAGCUUCACUAACGGACGGACUCGUUCCUCCACUCCUCUGGGCCAAGCUGUCCACCUCACUACCAAAUUUGACCUCGCUUGCUCCCACAGCAUGGCCGGAUGCAAAGACCCAAAUUCUUGAUGUAUUCUCGUCUGCACCGAACCAUCACAUUGCGUUCGUCUUCUUGGCUUCAACGUUGUCACGCGUAGCUACAGAGCUAAGUUCGGCAACAUCGGAACCCCUUCUACCCGGCUUAAGUCGACGAUUGAGUUUCCGGAGAGGGGAAGACGACAGCGAGAAGAAGAGGAAACUUCGAGAACGGAAAUAUGCCGAAAUUUUUGGGCCUCUCGCAUUCAGGACAAAUGAUAGAGAUAAGGCAACGAGAGAAAAGGAGCGUAUAGUUGUUGAGAUAUUCAUGAGCCGAGAGGCUGGAGGUUAG
This is a messenger RNA of Pochonia chlamydosporia 170, 2934 nucleotides long. Its product is annotated as phosphatase. The record is from RefSeq and is a predicted model, not a curated record. The transcript has a single exon. Gene Ontology annotation, molecular function: phosphatidylinositol-4,5-bisphosphate 5-phosphatase activity. The coding region runs from base 1 to 2934 and encodes 977 amino acids. Lineage: Eukaryota; Fungi; Ascomycota; Sordariomycetes; Hypocreales; Clavicipitaceae. Gene Ontology annotation, biological process: phosphatidylinositol dephosphorylation.